Molecule: messenger RNA, 609 nt
Organism: Cyanidioschyzon merolae strain 10D
Lineage: Eukaryota; Rhodophyta; Bangiophyceae; Cyanidiales; Cyanidiaceae
Product: similar to diphosphoinositol polyphosphate phosphohydrolase
Exons: 1
Coding region: 1-609 (202 amino acids)
Cellular component (GO): nucleus; cytoplasm
Molecular function (GO): hydrolase activity
Source: RefSeq, a predicted model, not a curated record
AUGGGCGGCUCAGGGCGAAAAGUCGCGGGCUGUGUCCCCACGAGGCCCGUGGCUUCGAGCGCUGUUGCCGAGCCAGUUGCCGGAGCCAGUGCGCGACCCUGUGACCGGUAUGAGGUUUUGCUGGUUCGCUCCAAGUACGACCCGCGAGUGUGGCUGUUUCCGAAAGGAGGAGUGAAGCGAAAAGAGAGCCCCAAAGAAGCUGCGGUUCGCGAAACGCGCGAGGAAGCCGGUGUCGAGGGUACAGUACUCGCUAAACUUGGCACAUGGCGACCUUGGAGCGGGGAACAACAUACUAUGUUUCUGAUGCUCGUGGAACUGGAACGCAGACCCGGUGAUCCCCUGUGGCAAGAGUCCAGGGAACGGCCGAGGCGUUGGUUCUCGUUUGCGGACGCAGAGCGGCAACUUGAAGCAACAAGGGGCAAACGGCCAGAGCUCUUGGACAUGCUACGAACCGCUCGAAAGGCUCUUGCCGAUUAUGAAGAGGAGCAAGCUAGAGCGCGCGAGAAAGAGCAGAAGAAACUACUGAAAAGGGAACAGAAAAGACUUGGUAAGCUUGUCGAGGCAGCAUUAGCAGAUACUUGCGAUGAUCCAGGCUGCACGUCGACGUGA